CCUAAUUUUUUGUCGAUGUCCUUAUAAUCCUCCUCAUUUUCCUAAAUCCAACACUAAUUUCCACCCACAUCCCUGAACUUAAACUUGAGUCGAUUUUGUGCUUUUCUGUGUCUUAAUUCCCAUUGGAAUUCCAUCAAAAUUAAAUAAAUUUUUACAGUUAUCAUAGGUAGAUAUGAAUCAUGAUCAUGGCAUGGGAGGCAUGGCACCAGCAACACAGUCAACCAAUGGCACCGCCGGGAUGCACCACCACGGGAUGAUGAUGAUGAUGCAUAUGACCUUCUUCUGGGGCAAGAACGCCGAGAUCCUCUUCCCAGGCUGGCCCGGCUCGAGUGCCUGGAUGUAUGGAUUAGCCUUGAUAUUGAUCUUUGUACUUGCUUUCCUUGUUGAAUGGCUCUCUCAUUCUAAUCACUUGAUCAAGCGAGGAUCGAGCAAUGUCUCAGCUGGCCUUUUGCAAACGUUCUUGCAUGCCAUAAGGGUUGCUCUUGCUUAUCUGGUGAUGCUUGCUGUCAUGUCUUUUAAUGUUGGGGUGUUUCUUAUGGCGGUUGCUGGCCAUACCUUGGGGUUUUUGUUGUUUGGCAGUAGGAUGUUCAAGAAAAAUACAGAAGUGUUGUCUUAUGAGAAAACCUCUGAUCUUCCUCCUAUGAGUUGCUGAUGAUCUAUGCAAUGUAUCCUUCUGUCUUAAAUUUCCAAUUUCCAGUACAUUUUACUUUUAUAUAUAUCUUCACCCUCUUGUUAUAUUUCACUUUAGAACUUGUGAGAUUUAUCAGUCAAUUCCUUAAUGAUAUGUGUUACGUUAUAGCUUGGUUCUUA
Theobroma cacao (cacao) is the source of this 810-nucleotide messenger RNA. The record is from RefSeq and is a predicted model, not a curated record. NCBI's taxonomy places the organism in Eukaryota, Viridiplantae, Streptophyta, Magnoliopsida, Malvales, Malvaceae.